Molecule: messenger RNA, 825 nt
Organism: Cyphellophora attinorum
Lineage: Eukaryota; Fungi; Ascomycota; Eurotiomycetes; Chaetothyriales; Cyphellophoraceae
Product: Diaminohydroxyphosphoribosylamino-pyrimidine deaminase
Exons: 1
Coding region: 1-825 (274 amino acids)
Source: RefSeq, a predicted model, not a curated record
AUGAACGAAGCUCUCGGCGAGCAGGUGAGAGAUGCUUCUGAUGAGACCUUUGUGCUCUUCAGUCAAGAUUUGCCCUCGAAUAGCCUAGGCUUUGUUGAUGCCAAAGCGGAUGAAAUUGACAUCGACAUAGGCAUUCGCUCUUUCGUACUGAAGCAGUCUCCAGGACUGUUGAUAUCUCAACGAGACACUGGCACGACUGGAGCAGUGCUCUGGAAGGUCAGUCCAUUGGUUGCCCAGUGGCUCACGUCAAAGCCAGCAGCACUAUACGAGAAGGGCAUCCUAUCUGAGGACGCUACAGUCGUCGAACUUGGCUGUGGAAUUACCGGGCUCAUUGGUGUUGCAAUGUCACCUCAUGUUGACACGUAUGUCCUCACGGAUCAGGCGUACAUUUCGAAACGCGUUCAUGAGAACAUCGCCGAAUGCAGGAUUACGCAGAAAGCACGGGGUGCUAGCAAAGCGGCGCUCAGGUUCGUGGAGUUAGAUUGGGAAAAAGACAAGCCGUCCAGGGCGGGUCUGUCCCUGAGACCCGGUCAGAAUCUAGACCUCAUCAUUGCGUGCGACUGCAUAUACAACGACUUUCUCAUCAAGCCACUUGUUCAGACAAUGAUCGAUCUCUGCCGGCUGAAAGUGAGCAGCUCCAAGCCAACAGCAGUGCUUGUUGCUCAACAGUUGAGAGACUCUUCUAUCUUCGAAGACUUCAUGGCAUCAUUCUUGGACGAUUUUGAUGUAUGGAGACUAGCAGACGAUGCCUUGCCGGCAGGCUUGCGGUUGGGCUCGGGCUAUACUGUUCAUCUCGCCUGGUUGCGAGAACGCCUGUCAGAUUGA